CAGAUGUCCUGGCGUCCGCAAUACCGAAGCUCCAAGUUCCGGAACGUCUACGGGAAGGUGGCCAACCGGGAGCACUGCUUUGACGGGAUCCCCAUCACCAAGAAUGUGCACGACAACCACUUCUGCGCUGUCAACGCCCGCUUCCUGGCCAUUGUCACCGAGAGCGCGGGAGGUGGCUCCUUCCUCGUCAUCCCCCUGGAGCAGACAGGCAGGAUUGAGCCCAACUACCCCAAGGUCUGCGGUCACCAGGGCAACGUGCUGGACAUCAAAUGGAACCCCUUCAUUGACAACAUCAUCGCCUCAUGCUCAGAGGACACGUCGGUGCGGAUCUGGGAGAUUCCCGAGGGCGGGCUGAAGCGGAACAUGACCGAGGCGCUGCUGGAGCUGCACGGGCACAGCCGGCGCGUGGGGCUGGUCGAGUGGCACCCCACCACCAACAACAUCCUGCUCAGCGCUGGCUACGACUACAAGGUCCUCAUCUGGAACCUGGACGUGGGCGAGCCGGUGAAGAUGAUCGACUGCCACACGGACGUGAUCCUGUGCAUGUCCUUCAACACAGACGGCAGCCUCCUCACCACCACGUGCAAAGACAAGAAGCUGCGUGUGAUCGAGCCCCGUUCCGGCCGUGUCCUGCAGGAGGCCAACUGCAAAAACCACAGAGUGAAUCGGGUGGUGUUCCUGGGCAACAUGAAGCGGCUCCUCACCACGGGGGUCUCCAGGUGGAACACGAGACAGAUUGCCCUCUGGGACCAGGAGGACCUGUCCAUGCCCCUGAUCGAAGAGGAGAUUGAUGGGCUCUCUGGCCUCCUGUUCCCUUUCUACGACGCUGACACUCACAUGCUCUACCUGGCUGGGAAGGGGGACGGAAACAUCCGCUACUACGAGAUCAGCACGGAGAAGCCCUACCUGAGUUACCUCAUGGAGUUCCGCUCCCCAGCCCCGCAGAAAGGCCUAGGAGUCAUGCCCAAGCACGGGCUGGACGUGUCGGCCUGCGAGGUGUUCCGCUUCUACAAGCUGGUCACUCUCAAGGGCCUGAUCGAGCCCAUCUCCAUGAUCGUGCCCCGCAGGUCGGAUUCCUACCAGGAAGACAUUUACCCCAUGACGCCAGGCACGGAGCCAGCCCUGACCCCGGAUGAGUGGCUGGGAGGCAUCAACAGAGAUCCCGUGCUGAUGUCUUUGAAAGAAGGCUAUAAGAAGUCCUCGAAAAUGGUAUUUAAGGCUCCCAUCAAAGAAAAGAAGAGCGUCGUGGUCAACGGCAUAGAUUUAUUAGAAAAUGUCCCACCCAGGACAGAGAACGAGCUCCUCCGAAUGUUCUUCCGGCAGCAGGAUGAGAUCCGACGGUUGAAAGAGGAGCUGGCCCAGAAGGACAUCCGCAUCCGGCAGCUCCAGCUGGAAUUGAAAAACUUGCGCAACAGCCCCAAGAACUGUUAGCUCCCCAGGUGGGCUGUUUUCUACGCCGAUCUCUCCGUCGCUUCUACUCGUCCCUUAACUUCCCCUUUUCCAGUGCCCCCAGAGACAGAGCCAGGACUGGAGCCGGGGGCCAGCCUGAGGGACCCCACCUGCCACCUCAAGAACUGGAAGCCGACCUUGGACCUCCUGACCUCAUGCUAGUAAAAGUCCCAGGCCUCUCCUGGAGACCCCCUGCUGGCAGCCCCCUCCCCUGCCACCCCAGGAGCCAGGCUUCCCCUCAGCUGGGCGAAGACCACGUUCCCCCUGAGGGGGUGCCCUCAGCGGACCAGGGAGCAGGGAGGGAAGCAGGAUCCCAGCUAGACUUAGAACUUGAACCUUUCCCCUGCACAGGGACUGCCAGGACGUCUCUGCGCACUCCCUACCGGGGCUCUCAGCAUCCCUGAUGGUACCACAGAGUAAGGGCUGGGUCACAGGCUGAAGUGCCCCCUCCCCGCCUCCCGCCUCCCUCCGCACUCAGCAGCCCUGGGGCCUGACUCACCUGACCAGGGCAGCCAGCAGCCCAGCCCUGUCUGUCUCCUGCCCCCGCCUUGUCUUCAGGGAAUUGAGAGGAUCUCUCCAAGGCCAUACUGACCCCUCUGCCUUCCCCGUGACUCUCCUCAAAGCUCUUGCACACCCUUUUCCCGUUUAA
Propithecus coquereli (Coquerel's sifaka) is the source of this 2098-nucleotide messenger RNA. RefSeq names its product coronin, actin binding protein, 2B (gene CORO2B). The transcript is spliced from 11 exons. The record is from RefSeq and is a predicted model, not a curated record. Gene Ontology annotation, molecular function: actin filament binding. The coding region runs from base 4 to 1431 and encodes 475 amino acids. NCBI's taxonomy places the organism in Eukaryota, Metazoa, Chordata, Mammalia, Primates, Indriidae. Gene Ontology annotation, biological process: actin filament organization.